Messenger RNA from Oncorhynchus keta (chum salmon), 1491 nucleotides. Its product is annotated as high mobility group-T protein-like. Gene Ontology annotation, cellular component: nucleus. Gene Ontology annotation, molecular function: DNA binding, bending. The record is from RefSeq and is a predicted model, not a curated record. The transcript is spliced from 5 exons. Bases 70 to 789 code for a protein of 239 amino acids. NCBI's taxonomy places the organism in Eukaryota, Metazoa, Chordata, Actinopteri, Salmoniformes, Salmonidae. Gene Ontology annotation, biological process: regulation of transcription by RNA polymerase II.
ACUGGCACAAAACUUGGCGGUAGCCAAUGGGAAGGGAGGAGAGAGAGAGAGCGAGCUCCACGGAGAGUGAUGUUAGAGAAGCGACAAGACACUGCGUAUCGCAUUCGUUUUGGUGUUCCACAUUACAGCCAUUGCAGUGCAUUUGAGAUCCAAGCGGCAGCCUUUGAUACCGAUACUGAGAUGGGGAAAGAUCCAACGAAGCCGAGGGGAAAGAUGUCCUCCUACGCCUACUUUGUCCAGACCUGUCGAGAGGAGCACAAGAAGAAACACCCGGAAGCUUCCGUCAACUUCUCCGAGUUCUCCAAGAAGUGCUCUGAGAGAUGGAAGACCAUGUCUGCCAAGGAGAAGGGGAAGUUUGAGGAUCUGGCCAAACUGGACAAGGUGCGUUAUGAGAGGGAGAUGAGGAGCUACAUUCCUCCAAAGGGAGAGAAGAAGAAGAGGUUUAAGGACCCCAAUGCCCCCAAGAGACCGUCGUCUGCUUUCUUCAUCUUCUGCGCUGAUUUCCGACCCCAGGUGAAGGGGGAGACCCCUGGCCUGUCUAUCGGUGACGUGGCCAAGAAGCUGGGAGAGAAGUGGAACAACCUAACAGCGGAAGACAAGGUGCCCUAUGAGAAAAAGGCUGCGAAGCUGAAGGAGAAGUACGAGAAGGACAUCACUGCGUAUCGCAACAAGGGCAAGGUGCCGGUCAGCAUGCCAGUGAAGGUCGCUGCCCCAACCAAGGACGACGAUGACGACGACGAUGACGACGACGAUGAUGACGAUGACGACGACGAUGACGAUGACGAGUAGAUCCGCGUUGUUGUUAUCAUUUCUGUUUAUAAAGCAUUUAACCCUUCACGCAUCACUUACUCAGAACAAAAGUUAAAACAUUACUUGAAAAAGUUACACACAAAAAAAAAAACACCUCUCCCCCUCCUCUCUCCCUCCAAAAGCGUAAACGCUGUUUUUAUUAUUAUUAUCGCCGUGUGUAAGAAUUGUUUUGCAGCUGUACAGGUCGUUGUCUCUUUGUGUGUAUAGUUUAACAACAGUGUCACCUGUGUCUGUCUGUGUUUCUAUCUCCCAGUCUCUCUCUGUUGCGUCCAAAAAUCGAAUCCUAUUCCUUAUUAUUUCGUGCACUACUUUUGACAAAGGCCUAAUAGGGUUCAGGUCAAAAGUAGAUCACUAUAUAGGGAAUAGGGUGCAAUUUCUGGACGCCCCCAUUGGAAACCGAUGGGUCUAUUUGCCUUAGAAAGCAGUGCACAGCAGCACAUUACCUAGUUAUAAUGUAGGGUCUUAGUAGUUAUUCUGUUUCCAAUGGGCCCCGUGCGUUUUGUUUCUUGUUUUUUAAAUGGCGUAUUAUCGUAAAGAUAUUUUAAUGGACUAUUUGAAUACCACUGUCAUUGCAAAAAAAAAAAAAAAAGGAAAUAUUAAUAAAGAAAUAUUUGCAUUUUUUUUUUUUUUUUUGAGAUUCUGAAUUUGCUUCUGACGUCAAUAAACUUUAUUUUAAUUUUU